Molecule: messenger RNA, 1933 nt
Organism: Paramisgurnus dabryanus
Lineage: Eukaryota; Metazoa; Chordata; Actinopteri; Cypriniformes; Cobitidae
Source: RefSeq, a predicted model, not a curated record
GUCAUUUUAGUUUUGCAGCAUAUUCCUUCACUGACGGAGAACAGCUUUGCUUUACUUUUGACUGCAGCUGCAAAUGGAAAUGUUUAAAAUACUACUUUUGACAGUGGCAGUCAUUGCAGCAGUAAAAUCUCAAAAUGCGGCUGAUGAUCCCUCAACCAAACCGCUUUUAACCCAGACCCCAGAUGUCCCAGUGAUUUACACAGGAGAAAAUCUAACAUUUAAUUGUAAAUCCGAGAAGCAGUCGUUAGGCUGGGAAUAUCUCUUCUUUAGAGAUUCAGAGCAGAUUAACACUGACACCAGCGCAAACAGUUUUUCUGUCACAUCAGACAGUGGAAAAUACUGCUGUCAAACAAAAAAAAAUAAUUUCACCUCUGGCCAAAGUGAUGAACGCACAGUAACUUUCAAAGACCCCCCCAGUGUUAAAGUCGUGUCAAACUGGACAGAUGCUUUCAUUGGUGAAACAGUGACUUUGAAGUGUGAGAUUCAAGAUACAUCAGAAAAAUGGAUGUAUACGUGGUUCAAGGAUGGAAACAUUGCCUCUAGUGGUCCUGACACACAGAUAAAUGGAAACACUCCGUCAAUCUCUGUUAAACCCAACCAAAGUGGGACAUACACAUAUGUUUGUCAAGCUGAGCUGGAGGGCAGGUCGGUGAAGACUAAAGAAAGCUCAUCACAUUCGUUUAAAGUUCAUGAUAUUCCUAUCCCAAAGCUGACCGUGGAUCCAACCUGGAAAGAGUUUUUCCCAAAUGAGCAAAUCACCAUGCAGUGUGGAUUUGGAAGCAGUUCUGACGGCUGGUCCUUUGAAUGGACCAAAAAUGGCAAACAAAUUAUAACAAACCCUACUUUAACCAUCAUAGCAAAGAGUUCAUCUGACUCUGGACAAUAUGCAUGCAAAGGAAAACGUAAUGGCAGAUCAGUUGUUACCCAACAGAGUGAUGUAUUUCAACUUAAUGUAAAAAAUUCCACGCCUGAACCAGCCAUACGACCAAACCCAUCAUUUGAGUUUUUCUACACUGGUGAACAAGUCCAGCUUACUUGCAACAUGUCAGGUGCCGCAUGGGAAUAUUAUUGGUACAAAGACUCAAAGCAAACAAAACCUAUUGCAAAUAAAAAUUAUAUUAUUAAUUCAACAUCGGUCCAUGACACUGGUGAAUAUCACUGCGAAGCAAAGAGAGGCAACUUCUUUAUCAACAGUGGGAAAAUGAAAGUGCAAGUUAAAGCUCUUUCAGCAACUUCACUGAACCUGGUCACUGAAUUGAGUGACAUCAUCGCUGGAAAUAUCCUGACACUGAAUUGUAAGGUUUUAGAUGAUAAUACAUGGAAUUACACCUGGUUUGAGAACAGUCAGGAGCUGAAUGAAUCUUCAAGUACAUUAAAGGUCAAAUCAACCGAAGAAACUAUUAAAAAUGAAUUUAAAUGCAGAGGGAAAAGGACAGAACGACCGCUGUACUCCUCUUUGAGUGAUCCGUUCAUGGUAGAUAACAUUUUGUUCAAAAGAAAAAUACUGCUGGCCAUUUCAGGCUGUUUUGUCUGCUGUUUUGUCAUUUUGAUCAUUGGAUGCAUCGUACUGAAAAUCACUCGUAAACCAGAAAAGAAAGAGCCAGUUCGUGAAGACUUGUUUAUCUCAGUAGCAGAUUCCAAGAACCAAACUGCUUCACCCUUGACGGAGUACAUGGACAAAAAACCAUUAGAAAAAGAAUCUGAGGAAAAAGAAGAACUGCAGCUGGAUCGUAUUUCUGUCACUCAUGUUGAUGGUGUGAUAAAGGAUGAAGAUUCACCAUCAGCAGAAACAUCUGGCCUAACAUCUUUCAAAUAGCAACCUAAAGCAAUUUGUGAAAACAAUCAACAUCAAGACAAAGCUUCCCUCUUUUCUACUAAAGCAGUUAAAGUAGCACGUGCAUUAUUAAUAAAACUGAAUCAUGUAUUAUAGCAU